AUGGUGUUCCCUAGGAAUACUCUUCUAGUCCCGAAGGAGGAAGGAGACAAACUUCUGGGAAAGACAGUCGAUGUCGUGGUGGGACAUGAGCAUGAGACGUUCAGCAUCCAUGAGAAACUGAUUCGUGCAUCAUCGCUAUUCUUUGACAAGGCCAUGUCCGGUGCAUGGCAGGAGUCAGCACAGAAUACAAUUGAACUACCAGAUGACGAACCAGAGAUAUUUGGAUUGUACCAUCACUGGCUCUACUAUGGCACUCUACCGGUUUUUUGUGACGACGUGAAUGUCGAAUACGUUAACCUUAUCGACGCCUAUACGCUCGGUGACAAGUUACUUGAUACUAGAUUCCAAGAUACAGCGAUUGAUGCUAUUAUUGAGAGGAGUAUUUCGAAAGGAUCAGACGGCAAAAUGUGGUACCCUGGUCAGGGGGUAAUCGAGCAUGCAUACAAUAAUACGAAUGAAUCGGCUCUUGUUCGUACCUUACUUGUCGAUAUGUACGUUUCUGCUGGGCAUGGUGCUUGGCUUCGCGAUUGUGGCACGACGGAUUUCCCGCAGUCGUUUCUAUUUGAGCUUGCUGCGAAGUCAAUGGAUCAGCGUGGUGGUUCGAGGUUGAGGAUCGAUCCCUCGAAGUACCAUAUCCACGGCUCGCAAGAUGGGAAAAAAGGGAGCCAUGUCAAGUGCUCAUGA
Talaromyces stipitatus ATCC 10500 is the source of this 684-nucleotide messenger RNA. RefSeq lists its product as uncharacterized. The coding region runs from base 1 to 684 and encodes 227 amino acids. The record is from RefSeq and is a predicted model, not a curated record. Gene Ontology annotation, molecular function: protein binding. NCBI's taxonomy places the organism in Eukaryota, Fungi, Ascomycota, Eurotiomycetes, Eurotiales, Trichocomaceae. The transcript has 2 exons.